GUGAAAGGGGGUGAGGUAGUUCAGUGUUCACUAGAUCAGAGGACGGUUCACCAGGAACACGGAUUACCAUGGAGAGAAAAGCCUUGCUUUGCAUUUUCUUCUUGUUGCUACCACUGGCCUUAGUGUCUGCAGACAUACCUGUCCUUAACUCAAUAAAUGACCUCAGGAACAUCGAGUUUGGCCACAGAUUCCCUCGUCAUGGUCUAAUGCUGCUACACUUCAUCUCUGGCGGCCUAUACGUCGAUAACAACGAUGCACUCAUACCAACGUUCUCGCCAGAAAUGGGAGACUGGGGCUUCCAUGAGUUUUAUAACAAUGAAGGCGUUUUUCCACCACUGCAAGAUCAGAACAGACAGGGUUACUACGCAGUCGGGAAUAUCAACACACCAACAGCAUACCCACUCUAUCCUUAUGUCACUCUCAGCUAUUACCUUACCCCAGGAAACUUAGAGAGGAACAUGGACAGGUUAGUUGUCAGAACAAGCCCCAACAGUCGACGGUUAGAGGCAGUCUACAUCACACAGCACAUUAGAGGAAGCAGUGAGUAUGACCCCUAUAACACCUACCAGACCAGCCCCGCCCUCCUGAGGGAGAUCAGGACCCUCUCGCAAAACAGGGUGGACAGUGUGGAGGUGUUUCUGUACGCUGCCGGCUAUAACGUAGACUCCAGAACCUUCACCUGGAACUGCUACGCCACUGAUAGCACAUACACGGUUGAAGACGCAGGCAGAAUGACUCUGAAUGAGUCCCCUGCUAUGAUGAAAGGGGCAGUGGUGAAUGACCACCACACAGAGUGCUAUGCUGUUGUGCUCCAGGUGAAAUCCACAGAAAGUGGGUACGCCCGGCUCGGAUGGGCUAAUGUCCCUGACAGCCUACUGGAUGUGGGGGUGAUGCUGGCACUCUUUAAUAAAGAUGGAAAUCAUCUCUUAUCUCUCUCUCUUGACAUGCGCAGCUAUGGAACCUAUGACACCAACCAGUACCUUAACCACGGCCUACAGGUCAAGCUGCUCUCCAAGGACGGGUCAAAUGUCAUCAUGAGCGGACCUCAGUAUGAUGACGCAGACAGGAAGAUUCCUGUUGGCAUAGAGGGGUAUGACGCCAGUCUGCAGCUCUACACUAAAGACGGCAAUGCUUGCGCUCGCCUGUUCAUCAGUAAGACCUUCACCGAUUGGAAGAAUGAUUUCUAUUACUCGUGGGUUGGAUUCUACUCCAAUCACAACGAUGCUAGUUAUUCUUACUAUACUCACGAGUACGCUGUCAGCUUCACUAAGCAGGAUGACACAAACAUAAAAUAUGAUAUAUAUUCGUAUGUGUCUAGUUUGUCCAUUCAACCUGGAGCUCAAGCUCGAUUCUUCUUCACGAAAACAUACAAUAACAUUCUGGCAAAAACUAAACCAUGGGAAAGGUAAAAAGGUGUCUGGAAGAUUGCUGGUAUUAGUAUUAGUGUCAUUUAAGGAGAAACCAGCAGAAUCUUACAGCAUUUAGAAAGAAAUUGGAAAGCAACAGUGUAAAUUUAAAGCACCCAACAGAGAACACCUCAGUCAGGUGAUUACCAAAGAGCCCUGUCUCCACCGCUUACACCACACCACAUCGUCUCCGUGGCGACAGGGAGCAGCCAAUCACCAUGCUGACGGCAGUAGAGAGCAGACAGGAUUGGACACAUCUGACCCUUCUGUAACUCAGAGACUGAUUAGACUACUACUAAAAUAUGUUUUGUCUCAGGUAAUAAGACGGAGAUGUGGGGAGAGGAUGUGUGAAUGAAUCAAAAGGCAUAAAUCAGCAUAAUGCCCUGAGGUAGUUUAUCAACUACCCUAAGCUACCUGACCUAUGAUAACUUCAUAACUGCAAUUGAACAAACUACCCUGACCAGACCAAUCGAGCACUGAUGUCUGUAAUGUCUACAUGUCAAAUGUUUGUGUUGUCUACUACCGUCAAUGGUGCCACAGUUUUUCAAUAUAAAUUGUAAAGUAUGUUUUGUUGUGUUCAUGGAGCCCAGGAAGAUUAGCUGUCGUCGUGGUGUCAGCUAAUUGGGAUCCCAAUAAAGAUAAAGAUAAAUAACUUUGUGUUAUAUUGAAGACCAUGAUUAUCAAGAUUGCUAAUGGAUGGGUAGAUUUUGUUUGAGCUGGUUAGACUCAAAAUCUAACAACAGAGGAGUAGAGGAGGGUCAACAGUAUUUUGACUAGGGUUGCAAAAUUCUGGGAACUUUCAAUACAUUUCACAGAAAAAAAUAUAUUUAAAGCAGUGGAGGCUGUUGAGGGGAGGACGGCUCAUAAUAAUGGCUGGAACAGAGUGUAAUGGCUGAAAAUGGAGUGACUGGAAUGGAAUCAUAACACAUGAAAACCAGCUGUUUGAUACUAUUUCAUUCACUCUAUUCCGGCCAUUAUUACGAGUCGUCCUCCCCUCAGCAGCCUCCACUCUCUUAAAGAUAACUUACGGUCUUUUCUUUCUUUUCUAUUGACUGUCUGUCGGCCCUGCAUUAAAGACCAUAAACGGUUAAGGAAAAUUGUGAUAAAUAAAAACAUAUACCAAUUUCAUUUAAGGACCUAAAAAUGGACAGCUGUGUCGUAUAAAUUGCAAAAUAGUUGGGAAGAGAUUUUCGAUGUACUCAUUCCAUGGCACAUGGUUUAUGAAUUGAAACGCGAAACAAAGCCGGAUUCAAAACUUCAAAUUUUUCAAUUUAAAUUAUUAUUCAAAAUUAUUGCAACCAAUAGAAUGUUACAUAUAUGGGGGAUACAAUAUUCCCAGCUCUGCAGAUUUUGCUGUGAAGAGGCAGAGACAUUAGAUAAUUUAUGGUACUCUCCAUAUGUAGCUUGUUUUUGGUCACAGGUCCAGGAAUGGCUGAAGAAUUGCAACAUUUACCUGGAGCUAACUCUGCAGAUAGCACUACUGGGUGAUUUGAAAAGUCAUUGUCAAUCUAUCAAUAAUAUAAUAAUUGUUUUUGCAAAAAAUAUAUUUUAAAUUUACAAUCUGUAGAAGCUAUGAGAAUAGAAAGGUUCAGUAACUUUUGUUAUUGACCAAAUACUUAUUUUCCACCAUAAUUUGCAAAUAAAUUAAUAAAAAAAUCCAACAAUG
Molecule: messenger RNA, 3072 nt
Organism: Salvelinus fontinalis (brook trout)
Lineage: Eukaryota; Metazoa; Chordata; Actinopteri; Salmoniformes; Salmonidae
Exons: 2
Coding region: 69-1409 (446 amino acids)
Source: RefSeq, a predicted model, not a curated record